AUCAUUGUGUUGUAAUUGAAGCUGCCUUUAAAGAACUUGCAGAUCUCACCAACUCUAAUGUAAAUUUAACUGCUUUACAGUUUGAAAUUUUAGAAACAAUGCUUAGGUGUGCUGUUAAAAAUGGUUUGCCUAAAUGUACUGAAUCUAAAACAAUCUUGAGUAAACAUAAAGAAGAACAGCUAGUAGGUUAUUGUAAAAACAUACAAAGGUUAGAAUUUGGAUUGACAAAAUCAGGUGUAAAUCACUAUGUGAUAAAAAUAGUUCGUAACAACUAUUGUGCUCAUCUUUUUGCAACUAAAGGGCCUGGCAGGGCUUGGUGGGACUGUUUUAUGAAAGAUUAUUCAGACUUAUCUUUUCAAACACUCCAAGCUCUGUCUGAAGCAUAUGCUCAAAGAGCAAAUCCAAUAAUUAUAAAAGAUCAUUUUAAAAAACUACAAAAAAUAAUCAAGAAACAUUCGCUUACUGCAGAAAGCAUUUGGAAUAUAGAUGAGACAAAAUUUGUUAUUGCCCUUAAACAUAUCUUUGUUGCACCAACAAUUUCUGUGGCAGGUGUUUGUAUUCUUCCAUUAAUUAUUUAUAAAGAUGUUCAUACAAUUCUAGAACUAUUAGCUAAAGGGCUACCUGUCUUAUUAAUCCUUGAUGGCCACAAGAACCAUAUAAACUAUACAAGUAUUAAGUUUUGUCAUGAGAAUGAGAUUUUACUUUAUGCUCUUUCUCUACAUAUAACUUAUAUUCUUCAAGCAUCUGAGUUUUCUUUUGCCAAACUCAAGAUGGAGUAUAAUAACAGUUAUGAGAAACUACAUCAUACUAAGAGAGAAGUAGCAACUAAUAAUCUUUUGCUUUUAUCUCAUCAAAUCAUUCAGCCAACUAGAGAACCAUGCUUUAAUCCUAACUCUAAAUCAUCUUCAACAUUUGCAUUCUCCUUCUCUAACCCUAACUUUAAGCCAUCUUCAACAUUUAUGUUCUUCUCCUCUUCUCAACCUUCUUAUAAAUACUUUACUAGAACCAGUAUUUUCAAAGAUAUAGAGAUACUGAAAGUAGAUGUUAUGUCACUUGAAAAAGAACUUUCAUUACAAACUAAUGAACAAGAAUUUUGUGAAGCUGCUGGAGUCUGA
Cetraspora pellucida is the source of this 1115-nucleotide messenger RNA. NCBI's taxonomy places the organism in Eukaryota, Fungi, Glomeromycota, Glomeromycetes, Diversisporales, Gigasporaceae. The record is from the annotation of a GenBank genome assembly.